This is a messenger RNA of Colius striatus (speckled mousebird), 960 nucleotides long. RefSeq names its product glycoprotein M6A (gene GPM6A). Gene Ontology annotation, biological process: neuron projection development. Gene Ontology annotation, cellular component: plasma membrane; neuronal cell body; axonal growth cone. NCBI's taxonomy places the organism in Eukaryota, Metazoa, Chordata, Aves, Coliiformes, Coliidae. The record is from RefSeq and is a predicted model, not a curated record. The transcript is spliced from 7 exons. Bases 1 to 960 code for a protein of 319 amino acids.
AUGAGGAAAACAGUCCUUCAGGAAGAGACUGCUCCAACCUUGAUCCCUCAUGGGAUCACAAGUCUUGACAGCAAACCUACUGUGAUGUGGGCUUUUCUCUCCAUGGGCUCCCAGGCUCUACCAGGAACCUGCCAGGAACUUAUUCCAGGUUUUCUUGUAGGGUGCUUUGAGUGUUGCAUCAAAUGCCUGGGAGGUAUUCCCUAUGCAUCUUUGAUUGCCACCAUCCUGCUGUAUGCUGGAGUUGCGCUGUUCUGUGGUUGUGGACAUGAAGCACUUUCAGGAACAGUCAAUAUUCUGCAGACCUACUUUGAGAUGACAAGAGCUGCAGGAGAUGUUAUUGAUGUCUUUACCAUGAUUGACAUCUUCAAGUAUGUGAUAUAUGGUGUAGCAGCUGCAUUCUUUGUAUAUGGCAUUUUGCUGAUGGUGGAGGGAUUCUUUACAACUGGUGCCAUCAAGGAUCUGUAUGGGGAUUUCAAAAUCACCACUUGCGGCAGAUGUGUCAGUGCCUGGUUUAUUAUGCUGACAUACAUCUUUAUGUUGGCCUGGCUGGGUGUUACAGCUUUUACUUCUCUGCCUGUUUACACGUACUUCAAUCUGUGGACGAUUUGCCGAAAUGCCACUGUAGUGGAUGGAGCUAAUCUCUGCUUGGAUCUUCGCCAGUAUGGUAUUGUAACUAUUGGAGAGGAAAAGAAGGUUUGCACCUCAUCUGAAAGUUUCAUCAAGAUGUGUGACUCUAAUGAGCUAAACAUGACAUUCCAUUUGUUCAUUGUGGCACUUGCUGGAGCUGGAGCAGCAGUCAUUGCUAUGGUCCACUAUCUCAUGGUCUUAUCUGCCAACUGGGCCUAUGUGAAAGAUGCUUGCAGAAUGCAAAAAUAUGAAGAUAUUAAAUCAAAGGAGGAACAAGAGCUUCAUGACAUUCAUUCUACUCGCUCUAAAGAGCGGCUCAAUGCUUACACAUAA